Messenger RNA from Trichoderma gamsii, 1047 nucleotides. RefSeq lists its product as hypothetical. Lineage: Eukaryota; Fungi; Ascomycota; Sordariomycetes; Hypocreales; Hypocreaceae. The record is from RefSeq and is a predicted model, not a curated record. The transcript is spliced from 4 exons. Bases 1 to 1047 code for a protein of 348 amino acids.
AUGAAUCUCUCGCUCGCGCUCUACCUCGCGGCAGCAGCUUGGCCCCUAUCUGGCUUUGUACAGGCAUCCGUAAACUGUCGACACAUCAACAUUCCAGUUUCUGUGUCUGUUCCACGUCUUGAGCUAAGCACUACCAUAGAGAACAACUGGGACGCGGCUGCUCUUACAUUCAACUUUACACGACGAGAUGUUGGCUCCCCUACGGCGCCGCUUCCCAUUGCCGGCACGUCAUCCACUCCUGUCCAAAACAAUUUCACCAUCAGCGCCAACCUUUGCGGUACCGGAAAAUCAAUUCUAGUACUAACUCAUGGGAUACUCGAGUCUUCCCUUUACUGGGGUCCUAAUUUCCCCGGCGGCGAGACUUAUAGUCUUAUCAACGCUGCUGUUGCCGCUGGCUACUCUACGCUCAGUUACGAUCGAGUUGGGGUAGCGUCAUCUUCUCCGGCAAACUCCCUCACAGAAGCUCAGUUUGGCGUAGAGACUGCCAUCCUCAACCAUCUCGUUCACUAUGCGCGAACAACCAUUUCUGCAUCCAAGGUGGCGCUCGUCGGACAUAGUUACGGAGCAUACCUUUCAGCGGCCACUGCCAGCCAAGUAGCGGUCGAUGCUGUCGUGCUGACUGGUUUCAGCGGCACGUUGCAGUUUUUUUCGCCGUUUGUUGCUGGAAGCAGUUUACGCGUAGCCAGAAUCCAAGAUCCUCUCCGCUGGGGGCACCUCGAUUCGGGGUAUCUCACGUCUUCGGAUGUUUACGUCGAAGCGUACGGCUUCUUUGCCGCCCCAUUCUUUGAGCAUCGGGUUGCCGAAUGGAACUUUAAUGUGGACAGUCAGCCGUUUGGCGUUGGCGGACUCCCAUCUCUGCUUGCAACCGAAAUUCCGUAUGGCAAUAUAACUGCGCCAGUACUGGUCCUACAAGGUCAAUACGACUUGCCUUCUUGCGGCGGUAAUUGUCUUGGUCUACUUAAUGGCACAAGUGAGCUUUUCUCGAACGCCAAAGUGGUAGAAACUGUCGAUAAUUUGCCAGCAGGUUUUCUCCAGGCACAACAUUAA